Molecule: messenger RNA, 26741 nt
Organism: Lymnaea stagnalis (great pond snail)
Lineage: Eukaryota; Metazoa; Mollusca; Gastropoda; Lymnaeidae
Source: the annotation of a GenBank genome assembly
CCUCGCCUCCAACACGGAAGAAACAACACAAGUACCGAUAACUUUGCUUUAAAGUUUUGCCUUUUUUAAAAAAAAAGGGUAAGAAACCAUAAAUAAUAAGUUAAUACAAAGUAAUUAAGAAAACUACUUCUGGUUAAUAAACUCCAAGUUGUGCUGUCACUUAUUGCUUACAUAUUCUUUAAAAUAUAAAAAACUACUUUAUAAUGACUCAUUUCAUUCUAUUUUUUUUUUUUGGAGAGAGAAUUUGCUCUAAUUUUUAUUUUUAGAUAGGCUUGGUCCAAACUGACUAGUCUAUUUGGGUACACUAAUCGCCAUUUAAGGUGGGCGUGUACUUUUUCAAAAGAAUUCAUUUUAUGGUACCAUUUUCUUGUCAUUGAAGUUUAGACUAAUUUAGUUGUAUAAAUAAAUAAAUUGAGUCUUGAGAAUGAUUCACAUUAUUACACGUUCAUUUAACAGCCAUUAAGCCACUGCAUCAACAGACAGUGCUAAGAACUACAUUGAGUCUACCUACAUCGCUACAUUUCUAUUUAUCACAUGCAGAUUAGCCUAGCCUAGUAGUAACCUAGUGCCUGAGUGUUAUUCAAGUGUAAAAUUUCAUAGUCAUAUGCCUAAAACUAAAGUGUAUAUUAUAUAUAUAAUGGCAUUAAUGGGGACAGGGGCCUAUUCAUUUUAUUACAAUGAUAAGGUGUAAAGUAUAAUUAUAAUUGCCAUUGAGCCCAUUGCCUAUUAUUACUAUUAAGUAGAACAAGCCAAAUUAUUCAAUUAAAAAAUAGCUAAUAAAUUAAAUAAAUAAACUUCUUAGCAGUUUUAUUAACUAAAAGAAGGACUGAAAAAGCCUUAAUGUAUAGUAAUUUUAGUUUAUAAAUAUAUGUCAGUUACAAGUUGUAAUACAACAUUAAAGCAGCAAUACAAUUUUAAUUUUAUUUUCACCAGCUACCACUGGUGUAUGUAUAGUAUAAACUUAUUGUGACAGGGUUAGGCCUACUUACUAAACUAUUUUAAAGUAUUGCCUUAGCGCAAUAAAAUGAAUGUUCCAAAUAAUUCUUUUAGAGUAGGACUGAGGAAUAAAUGGUGGAAUUAGAAGUCCGUGGUGUAAGCAAAGGGAGGGUAAGUGGGGCUAACACCCGCCCCUCUCUGAGACCAAAGGGCUAAAGGAGAGAAGAAAUAGAAUGUGAUAUUUGUAAGCAAGAUUCUGUUAAUUAUUUUUUUAUUGUAAAACCCUAUGAGACGAAAUUUUAUUUGAUUAAAAGUUUAGCUAAUCCAGGUUCUGUCGUGAUUCAUUAAUUAAUAUUAUGAUCAUGUACAAACUCCAAUGUCAUCAGGCCCAGAUUAACCAUUUAGCAAUAUAAGCACUUGCUUAAGGCAUCAAAUAAGGGGUGACAAAAAACACACAGAGAAAAACGUUUAGAAUAUUGAACAAAAUAAAAAUCCAUUAAGAGAUAAAUACCAAGUAAACAUAAAAUUGGAAAUAUGAUGAUGAGUGAUAGGCCAGGUAAUGGCACCUUAAAUGUAAAAUGUAUUUUUGGGAUAGUGAAAAGCUAAUUAAUGCUUACCCAGAGGACAUAAAUUUCCAGUAGCAUCUCUUUUGUUGCUCUAUCAUCAAUUGUCAUUUGAUGCAUUUCUAAAUUCUGGUAUGCACUUAAGUAUUUUGGGGAGGGGCUCACUUCGGCACCCUUGAUAUUGUCUCAUGAUCACCUUUUAUGGCCUCGAACUGCUCUGCAGCCAAUGCCCCCCACCUCUCCAUAAAAUCCUGUCCACGCCACUGGUUUCAUAUGAUGAAUUCUUAGUUAGAAUACCUCAACUCCUUUACCAAUAAUAUCUUUUGUUCUAAUUGAAAUUAAUUCUGUUAGUGAUAUCAUUUUCGAUACAUAUAGAUCUAGCUUGAGCAAAAUUGGGGGAAAAUAAGAAUACUGUCAUAAUUAAUUUUAUUUUCCAAUGGCUUACUUCAAGAAUCAGAGUGCCUUGAUAAAGUGAAUUUAAUCAUCGAAACAAACAUCUGAAUAAAUUGAUACAAACUUGUCUGACCAAUUAUUUCAAAAUGUACAGUAUCCUCUGUAUUCCAAAUCUAAAGUCACUGCAUUAAUUCUAAUAUAAUUGAAUCAAUGUUAAGCAUAAAAUAUAUAAAGAAAAGUCAUAAAUAUUCCCAAAUGGAGUGUAACAAAAGCAUAAAAUAUGUUUCCUUUCCUUAUUGGGCUUGCAGCAUAUGAUAUUUUAUUCUCUAGUAGCUGCUUUCAGACAUUUUUCUUACCUUUAACUGCUGUAUUGUCACAUUUCAUUAUUCCCCCCCCCCUCCCCUCUUACCCCUGUUAUAUUUCAACACUUGUGUUACUCUUACUAAAUUUUUUUAUCCAAUCCUUUUGGCUGAGAAUACAAUGUAAGCUAUAAGUGCUGCAUGUUCUAUUUGUUACUCUUUGAAUAAAAACAAUGGAAUGUUGCUAUUAAAACACUUUUUAUUAUUAUAAUUAAAUGUAGAAGUAAAAAAUCAAGAAGUAAAAAUCGAGUCACUAAAAAUAGUUUGGUAUCCAAAAAGGUAAAACUGUGUUGAUGUAUUUGUAAUUAUAUAUUAAUUGCAAUGUAAGUUAAUUUACACCAUUAAUUUAUUUUAUUUCUAGAAGUGACAUUAUUCACUUAUUUUUUAUUUUUUUGUGUGUAUAUUUCCAAAUCUUUAGGAAUGUUUGUUUUCACUAAAAUAAAUAAAAAUAGUGCUGCACAUUGUCAUAUUUAAUUUAUUUUGUAUCUAUUUAGCACGCUAUUUUUGUCUCAUUGGAUUUGGUAUUGCUUUGCUAAUGGCUUUUGACCCUUAAAAAAAUAUGGUGUCCUAAUAUUGUAGUAUGGUUUGCAUAUAAUAACUAAAGAUAGCACACUUGUUAGUAGUAGAUUAGUUAUUUUAAUUGAAUACUUUUAUAAACACCUUUAGUUUUUAAUUAUUAUUUUUUUAGAGAAUUGUAUGUUACAAUAAUAUAAAUCAGAGAAGACUUAGUGUUAUUUCAAUUCCAUGGAAUUGAUAUUUGUUUCUUUUGAAGAAAAAAAUAAAGCCUCCCUAUUUUCAUUUUUGAAUGAACGCUGUUCAAAAAAAAAUUACAGUUGUACACCUAAAUUUAGCUGGUGAUUGUUUGUUUUAAUAAUUGUCUAUACCUGGAAUAAAUUGUUUGAUAAAACUGUUUUAUUUCAAUGUUGUCUUAACAAAUUGAAUAUUGUAAUUAACAAUAGAUUUGCAUGUAUAAUUUCCAAACUAUUAGAGUGUUUCUCAACCUUUUCUGUGCUAGUUCAGUUCUAUAAUUUUCGACACACCUGAAUGACUCAUUUUGUUAUCAACCUACUUUCCGUUUUUUUUUUUUAUCUAUAUCUCUAUAACAAUCUAUUAGUAUGUUUAUAAAAGUUUCAUUUGGCUUUUUGGGGGAAAAUAUUUACCACUUAGUUUAUUCUAACCAAGUAGUUUGUAUAGUUUGUAAUUAUAGUUGUUUAAGCUGAUUUGUUAAGCAAUUUCUGGGGUAUUUUAUUUACUACAAAAGUCGUCAUUUCUUCUUUUAUAAGAGCAAACAUUGUGACACAAUUUAAUAAGCAUGCAGAUAUACUGUUUCAGAAACACUGACUGCUCUCAUAAAAGAUUUUCGGGACCUUUUCUCCCUUGCAAGAUUAAUUCUGUGAUACACUUCACCAGCUGGUUUCUGCCAGAAUAAAAUACUAUUGAUUUAUGCUCUGGUUUAAAUAAAUGCAUUUUCUGCAGAGUAAUUGUAUAAACUGUCACUUUUUUAUCAACUCCCAAUGUUGUGUAACAUGCAUUACAAGAUACUCUUAUGGAAGCACAGGGAUUUAAAUUGAGAAUUUUUGGAGGUUUUUUAAACCCAUUACAAUAAAUAAUUAAAUGAGCUUAAUUUUUAGCUUGCACUUAUUUCAAAUCAUUCAAAACUUUUCUACAUCAUACAAUAAUUUAAAGUUAUAACAUGAUUCCUCCCAAUAAAGUAGUAAAAAAAAGUAAAAUACAAAAAUUUUCUGUUUAUACUUUUUUUGCAGGCAAGGCAUAUGAUCCAUAAAUUUGUUAUAUUGAAAAAAAACAAAUUGUCAUCACUUAAAGUUACCAACUGCAAGAGAUCGUUUUAAACUUGUUCUAUGUAGCGCAUUUCUUAUGAUGAUCUCAAAAUGUUGUUUUUAGAUCUUUUUUUAGUGUGUUUUAUGUUUGCACAUGAAGCACAAUUAACAAUUUUCCUCUCAAAUUUAAAAGAAUCUCAGUUAACUACUGUGCUUCAGAGACAGCUUUAAUUUAGUUUUUACAAAUAUUUCCAAACAUCUGCUCGAUUCAGUAAAGAUGAAAUUUAUUUAUAUAUAUAUAUAUAUAUUUUAAAAAUAUUAGGCUACUUCUAAAAACUCCACAGCCAUCAUCUGAAAAGUCAAUUGCUGCCAGCCAAAACAAUAAUAGCCAUGCAGCGACAGCAUUGCCAAUAAUGUUUUGCUGCUGCCCACAAGAGUCGGAUAACUACACAGUGGAUAGGGAGAACCAAAAAAAUAUAAAUAACUCAACAGAAGCCAGAAUCCAAACAGGAAAAGGGGCUGUUUCGUCAUCCAACCAAAAUAUCAGCACUGAAGCCAAUUUAGAUAAAAGCACAAUUUCAGAAACUAAGCGGGAAAAGUCUCCAGUUGUUGAGCAGCCUAAAGCACAUUCAAAGACCACCACUGCAGGAAAUAGUUCAGAACCUUCAAAGCAACAACAUAUUUCUACCUCAGAUGUAAAAACUGAAGAACUUAGAGACAAACCCAUUGACCUCACAGAUAUUGAGAGCAAAGUUGUAACUGAGCCCCAAGGGCUAACAGGUUCCUUAAAUAUUAAUACAAAUAAAGUUGAAUCUAAUGCAAAAUCUGUCAGUGUGAUAUCUGUAUCUCAAAAGUCAAAUAAUCCAAAUCUUGUAGAAACUCAAAUGCCAAAUAUUCAAGCAUUGAAAGUGAUUAAGACAGACUUAGAUAAAAUAGAAAAAGCCAUUAGCGAAGCUGAAACCAAAUCCAACUGGGACGCUAAAUCUGCAGUGCCCGGAUUAGCCAAUCAGCUUAAAGUUUUAACCUCUCAGGUGUUAGCAUCACUGGCGAGUACUGGGGAUAUGGCUGGGAUAGAACUUCAAGCAGCUGUGUCCAGAUUGGAGGCUGUGGCUACAAGACUGGAGUCAUUGGCCGCCAGGUCGGCCGUCGGAGGUGGUGGUCACUCUGCUGGUGGGGAUUCAGGUAAAAUAGCAUGUGAGGUUUUUGUCCUGAAGAAUUAUUACAUAGAAUUUUAAAAUUAAAUUUUAAUUUCAUGCAUAUUAUUGUAGCAAAAUCCUGUCAGUUCUUAAUUAAUAAACUUUUGCUAUAUGGAAUGUCACAAAUUAUAUAUAAACUCUUCUUAAAAAUGCGAAAGCCAAAAUGGUUUUAAAAGGUUCAUUUUUUAAAUCACACAGAGCAGUUGUUAAGUAUUUUUAGGUUAUUGGUUGUUUGUUUUUUCUUUAAAAUUGUAUAAAAAUGCUAAAUUUACUAUUAUAUAAUUAAUGAUAGGGGGAUGCUUUUCAUGUGUCAAAAUUACUGCAAACUAUUUAAAAUAUAUAUGUGAGAGAGAUGUUUCUUUAUUGAAAUUUAACACUUUUUGAUGUUCAACUAAAAAUAAAAUCUUAACAUCAAUUCUGCCAGAUGCUGUGUCUCCUUAUGUUCUUGCCUAUGAUGAUCUGAUUGCUGGACCUCUGUCGAAGUACAUCUCACUGUCAAAUGAUGUGGGUGGGGAUGUGAAAGCUCAGGUGUGUAGUCUUCUUCACUCUACAGGUGUUUUCUCUUGACCUGAAAACAAAAUUGAUCUCCAACUGUGAUAUCACUACAAGCUGUGCUUGCACGUGCACAAAGAAAUACUACUACACCAGUGCACAAGAGGGAAGUAGAUUUAAAAAAGGAAUUUGUAUUUUUAAAAACUUAAAGUGAGGGUGGUACCAAAAAGUGUGCAUUUUCCUCCUAUAUCAGGGAUGGGCAAACUUUUUUUGCGCUGAGGGCCACAUGGACAAAUGUAAAGCUAUUGGGGGGCCGCAUGUAUGUCCAAUUUUUACAUAUCGAUAAACAUUUCUCUAUAUUAAAAUCGAUAAAUUCGCAUUUUAGCAUUACAUGACAAUAGUCAAGGACUGUUUUAAAAAAAAAAAGAAAAUUAGAAAGGAUGUUGAUUAAAAAUGUUAAAACAUCAAAACAGUAUAUGAAAAAUAACUGUAAAAUUCAACACAAAAAGCUUAAAAACAAAGUAAUUUUGUUAUUUCUAAAUGCCUUUGAGGGCCACAUAAUAUCAGUUGCCUUACGGCCCCCACCCCCUGUCUUAUAUAAUAAAACUUUCAAAUGGAGGACAGCCAAAGAUUAAAUUUGAGAUUGCCAUUUUCAGCUCAAAUCCUUAAAUUAUGAAUACAAGAAAGAGACCUAUUGUCUUUUAGCUUUAAGUUGAUAUAUUCAAUUUGGCUUUUAUCAGCCAGAGAAAAACACAACUGUAUUUUAUUUCUUUAAUUUGAAUACAUUAAAAUGCUCAUCAAAUAAGGAUAUUAAUGUUUUUUUUUUCAAACAUUUCAUGUCAGGCUCAACUAGUAAAAUCAGCUUUUGAUGCCCAGCGAAGCUUUCUUAUUGUUGCCUCAAAGAGCAAGCAGCCAGAUCAGGUAUGUUAGUUAGUACUGUAAACAUUUAAUUCACAUAUACCUGUAUCUAUUAUUGCUAUUGCGUCUUUAAAAUUUUCAUCAUUUGUUAAAUUUAAAUGAAUUGUUUGACCUACAAUUUAUUUAUUUAGGCCUUUUGGCAACACAUUUAAAAAAGGGAAGCGUUAUACGCAGUCGGCUGUGCAUAACCCUGAGAAUUAUACGCAGUCGGCUAGGAAUUUAGCCAAAUAAGGUUUAUCAAUCGAUUGUUUGGCAAUUUACAAAAAAAGUAUUAUGCGUAAUAAGCUGCAUGACGGGUUGUUUUGAACUAGAACUUUUCAUGUGUUAAAAUUGAAUUAAUUGUAAUUAAUAUUGAAAUUGAUGAUAGCAAUAGUAUUAGUAUUAGUGCUAUUAGUAGUAUUAUUGCUUGUAUCUUAUAUAUUAUAAUUAUUAUAAGUAUAAGUCAAAGUCUACAUUUCUUAGAGUCUAAGCCUAAGUCUAAGAUUUUUUAAAAGGCAUUUCCAUGGUCUAAGUCUAGUUAUGUAUUUUGAUUGAUUAGGUUUUUAUAUGUUGCUAUGACUAUGUGGUUAGUUUUACUGACUAAUUCAGGAAAUACAUUCUAUUUAUUUUUUUUUAAAUUUAUCAUUUUUUUAAUGAUUUUUUUUUUUUUUUUUGAUGAUCUAAAUGUAACAGUUUUCAGCUUCCAUGCAAAACUAUAACUGUUCGAAAGUAUUACUUACACUGACCCCUCUACAAAACCCCUGCCCCUACAGCGAUUUUUUUACUGCUACUCUCAACCCAUGAUUAUAUUUAUUACUGUACCAGAGAAACAUGAUUUUAUCUGCCACAAAAUUAGUUAACAACACAAAAUAUAUGUUAACAACACAAACAUAUUAAUUAUAAGAAUAACAUUAUUAACAUUACAUUGGUCAAGUUAAUCGUUCUUCUCAUGUUUUAACAUUUUUUAGCCAAAACAAAAUUAAGUUGCCUAGUUGUUUUUGCUUCAUUCUCGAGAACAAACAUAUCAAAUAACACGUAUUCUUGGCUUGCCGUUGGCUGUAAUUGAACUCAAGACCACCAACUUGAGGUUUGGUCAGUUUGAACCAUUCGACCACCCAGUCACCUCGAUAAUGAGGCACCCUUAUUGAUUGAUAAUGUAACACAGGAAGAAUAUAGACGUCACGUGACUUGCCGACUGCAUAUAACUCUCAGGGUUAUACGCAGUCGGCUGCGCAUAACCACUUCGUUUAAAAAAUAAUAAUUUUGCUCUAAUCCUGGCAUGUUUUUUGUCUGUGUAGAACACUUUAAUUCAACUUUUAAAGCCUUCAUCUGAGAGGUUACAAGCUGUUCAGGUAAUGAAACUUUUUAUCUGAAUUUAAUAAGGAAAAAUAACAUUUUAAAAAGAUUCUUUAAACUUACAGAAUAUUAUUUUAUCUACAACUUUCCUUUUUAAUAUAAUUAUGAUUUCUCUCUAUGAACCACAUAUGGUUUCUUGUGGACACCUAGGCCUCUAAGGGAAUCCCUGUUGAGAAACAUUUGGCAGAAAUGAAAAAACAAAAUUAGAUUAAAACUGUUGAAAAGGAAAAGAUCAAAGACAAUGUUUGAUAAUUUUUCUGCUUGUGUCAAAUUUAAAAAAGGGAAUGAAGUCAGUUCUAGGUUGAUGGUCUCACUGCAUUUCAAAUCUCAGACAGGAGGGAAGGGUGACAAAAAUAAAUUGAACAAAUGAAUGCUAGAGAUACAAAAAUUCAGGCCAACAUUUUAUGUAUGGCUUUUGAGUUUAAAAAAAAAAACUUAAAAAAAUAGGACCAUUAUACACAUACAAUGCACUCAUGUGAUACAAAAAUCAGACUAAACCAUAGCUUUUAAUUAUCUCUAAAAAAAUUAUUUUUUCCCAGGACUUCCGUGAAAAUAACCGUAAAAGUGAAUUCUUCAACCAUCUCUCUGCCAUUGGUGAAUCAAUAGCAGCCCUUGGUUGGGUGGCCAUUGUAAGUACAAAGCAAAAAAAAAUUUUAACAGACAUUCAAGGAAUUGAAAAUUUGAUGCGCAUAUUGUUUUCUUAAAUCACAUGUUUAGUGUGUGUUUUAAUUGGUAUUCUUUUUAAGUACAUUUCUAUUGAACAUACCCCAGCACCUGGGCGCUAUAAAUAAUAUUAUUCCUGUUCUGUUUCCAUUCAACAUACCCCAGCACCUGGGCCCUAUAUUAUUCCUGAUCUGUUUCCAUUGAACAUACCCCAGCACCUGGGCCCUAUAUUAUUCCUGAUAUGUUUCCAUUGAACAUACCCCAGCACCUGGGCCAUAUAUUAUUUCUGAUCUGUUUCCAUUGAACAUACCUCGGCACCUGGGCCUUAUAUUAUUCCUGAUGUGUUUCCAUUCAACAGGCGCCAGCACCUGGGCCUUAUGUCAAAGAAAUGUCAGAUGCUGGAACAUUUUACACCAACCGUGUUUUAAAAGACUUUAAAGAGAAGGAUGUCAAGCAUGUGGAGUGGACCAGAGCAUGGAUCUCAACUCUGACAGAACUGCAAGGCUACAUUAAACAGUUCCACACAACUGGGCUCUCUUGGAAUCCACAGGUCACUCUCAUUUUCUUAGCAGUCUCUGAAUUAAGAAAAUCACUUAACAACUUUUAAAUAAUAAUUACUUUCAGUUCUCAACAAAAUAAUGUACAAUUUUUAAAAAGAUGUGGGUUUUCUGCAAACCUGAGGUCUGCAAAAACUUUGGUUUCCACUUAUGCCGUGAAGUAAUAUGUCUCACUUUUAACACUUUAGGUAUCCUAAUAAUAUUCUAAAUUAUAUAAGUAAUUGGCCACAUUUCCUCAAACGAUUCCCAUCUCUCUUAAAGAAUUGUAUUUGACGUCAGUAUAUCUGUUGUAAAGAUUACACAACAAAUAAGCUUGAAAAUCAUGCUCAGUGAGACCAUCAAAACCUUUUCUGAAGACAUUUAAGGACUGACAGAAAUUUGUCUGCAUAUAGUAAAAAGAACCAGUCAACAGUCGAAGGAGCAUAAUAAUUGAUUAUUUAUUAACCUGGAACCAACAACUGUCACAUUAAACAUUAUAUUUUAUAAAAAGCUUGAUUAAAAUAACGGCAAAAAUUUAAUAUUUACUUUAAAAAGUUAUUUAAAUAUUUUUUUAGAAAUAAUAUUGUAUCCAUUGAUUUUAUCUUCUUCUUCUGUCCACUUUUUCCAGGGAGGCUAUUAGAGAUAGAAAAUAUGGUUCUUAAUACUCAAUUAAUAUUAAUAAUAACAGAAUCGCCAUAUACUACAACAACACCACAAACUCAAUAGUGAUCACUUGAUAGUUACUUUUAUAAACUUAGCAAUGGCUGAACACACCCACUAGAAAAUAUAAAAGUUAAGUGAACAUAUAUUUGAAGCACUUAGAUGAUUAUAAUUAAUCCAAUGACCCUAUACCAAGAGGCAGCAGGUUUGAAUAUCACCCAGGAUCAUUCCAUAGUAAAUAGGCUAGAGUAAUAAACCUAAACCAUCUUAAGAUAUGUAAGAUAUCGGCCAUCUUAGUAUGGAGUAAAAGUAUAUUUAUUGCAAAAACAACUAAUCUUACCAGUUAAAACCAGCUUUAGUCUUGACAGUCAAAAAUAGCUUUAGUCUUAUUGCUGCCUACUAAAUUCAGAAUGUUUUUUAAAAAAUUUGUUUAAAAAGGCUAUUUAAAUAAAUAAAUCUCUUGCACAGCAUUAAUAAUUUUUAUAUCUCAAUAUUCUUAAAUUAUACAUAAAGCAUCUACUAUAAAUAUUCUAUACAAUCUCACCAUCCCGAUAAUGCGAUUUUUACAUACACUCUAGCAUAGAUUCAUAGUGAGCCAAAAAAACAUAUGCAUGUCAUGGCCUUUAACUUAAUGCACCAGACUAUGUGUUAUACUCAGUUACAGUUACGCAGGAUAUAUUCUCUAGGUUUACUAUAAUUUUAAGGGUUGAAAAAAAACUGAGACCUUUGGGAGCAGAUAUGACUAGUGGCAUGGGUAGUUUGACAGAGAGAGGACUGGUUUUAAUUUUAGAUUUGAAUCUACUUUAUAUAAAUGUCAUUUGUACAAAAUGUCUGUGCAGCUUAGCAUUGGGGGAAUGUAUUGUAACUACAAGAAGAUGAAUUAUUGUCAUGAGUUUUAUUUGGCCUGUGUCUCAUAUUCAAAGGGAGAUUAAUUACUGUCAUAGUUUGUUUUUGGCCUGUGUCUCAUAUUCAAAGGGAGAUUAAUUACUGUCAUAGUUUGUUUUUGGUAACUGCAUUUGGCCUGUGUCUCAUAUUCAAAGGGAGAUUAAUAAUUACUGUCAUAGUUUGUUUUUGGUAACUGCAUUUGGCCUGUGUCUCAUAUUCAAAGGGAGAUUAAUUACUGUCAUAGUUUGUUUUUGGUAACUGCAUUUGGCCUGUGUCUCAUAUUCAAAGGGAGAUUAAUUACUGUCAUAGUUUGUUUUUGGUAACUGCAUUUGGCCUGUGUCUCAUAUUCAAAGGGAGAUUAAUUACUGUCAUAGUUUGUUUUUGGUAACUGCAUUUGGCCUGUGUCUCAUAUUCAAAGGGAGAUUAAUAAUUACUGUCAUAGUUUGUUUUUGGUAUUUGGCCUGUGUCUCAUAUUCAAAGGGAGAUUAAUUACUGUCAUAGUUUGUUUUUGGUAACUGCAUUUGGCCUGUGUCUCAUAUUCAAAGGGAGAUUAAUAAUUACUGUCAUAGUUUGUUUUUGGUAACUGCAUUUGGCCUGUGUCUCAUAUUCAAAGGGAGAUUAAUUACUGUCAUAGUUUGUUUUUGGUAACUGCAUUUGGCCUGUGUCUCAUAUUCAAAGGGAGAUUAAUUACUGUCAUAGUUUGUUUUUGGUAACUGCAUUUGGCCUGUGUCUCAUAUUCAAAGGGAGAUUAAUUACUGUCAUAGUUUGUUUUUGGUAACUGCAUUUGGCCUGUGUCUCAUAUUCAAAGGGAGAUUAAUUACUGUCAUAGUUUGUUUUUGGUAACUGCAUUUGGCCUGUGUCUCAUAUUCAAAGGGAGAUUAAUAAUUACUGUCAUAGUUUGUUUUUGGUAACUGCAUUUGGCCUGUGUCUCAUAUUCAAAGGGAGAUUAAUUACUGUCAUAGUUUGUUUUUGGUAACUGCAUUUGGCCUGUGUCUCAUAUUCAAAGGGAGAUUAAUAAUUACUGUCAUAGUUUGUUUUUGGUAACUGCAUUUGGCCUGUGUCUCAUAUUCAAAGGGAGAUUAAUUACUGUCAUAGUUUGUUUUUGGUAACUGCAUUUGGCCUGCGUCUCAUAUUCAACAAGGCCUCAAAUUUACUCUGAGACUCAUUCAUAAUAAUACAUUAAUAUAAGUUUUUAUAUACGAGCUUUACACAUAAUUUUAUCUUAGUUGGAUUAAAUAUGGAAUAUUAUACCUACCAAGUUCUGAUAUUAACAAAAUGUAAGACACUAUCUACAUUAGGGCAAAUCUAACAAAGGGCAAAUUUGUAUCAAACUGAGUUUGAAACUACAAAUUUGAAAAUGAAAUGGAAUGCUGGGAAAAGAUUGCUAAACCUGGAUGUAGGGCAAGCUUAACUAUAACAUGCAACCUUUAAAAGCUUAAUCUUUAUUUUUCAUCUAGCAUUUUAGUCUUUUCUUUUUGUUGUACACUUGGGACCCUGGAAGUGCUAGUUGGAGAGCAUCCGUCCCCAGUCCUGUAUGGCUUCAGUGGUGGACCACCGGUCCAUUCAAUUAUUAUCUAUUCAUUCUCUCACAGUUAACUAAUUUAAUUUUUACCCCAAGUCUUGAAAUUUUUGGACAAUGUUUUGUCUGAUAAGGUGAAAAAUAGAUAAUAACAGUUCAUUGUCGACAUCUUGUCAUUUAUUGUAUUUAGUUUUUAUUGUUAGUAUUGUUACCAUCACUGAAAGUCCCGACUUACAAUGAAAAGAUAAAAAUAAUAUGAAUAAUAUCAGGUUCUUUUUAGAGCUUUUGGUAUCCAAAACAUGUGGGUUGUACUUCUGGUCAUUUCAAGGCAUUGUUUUGAUUCUUUCGAGGUCAUCUGUUCUUUUAAGAAAUGGGUGAAAAGCCCAUGCAUAUUCAUGUGGCUAUAAUCCAACUAAAUUGAUAAACAGUGAUUGAACGUGUCCAGAAAUCUGAGUUAUCAAAUGCGACUCAUCUAUCUGUCCAUAUUAAGGCUUCUAGAAUUCAUGAAAAAUUUCAUAUUAUCUGCCUCGUGAUAUGUUUGUCUGUUCACAGGUGGCUAUUAAUUAUCAUUUAAUCUUUUAAUUUUAAAAUUUCUGUUUGAAAACUUCGUACAUAUAUUAUAUUAACCAAUAUGUAUUCAAAUUAUUUUCUGUUUGAUUUUAAAAGUUUUUCCUUCUGUAUAUUAAAGGCCCAGGAUCAAUGUAUUGAUCAUUCUGGCUCCUUAGUAUGUAGAGGGGAUUCACAAUGUUUUUGUGCCUGAUAUUGAAGAGAAUAUUUCACUGGUUGCAAGGGCUAGUCAGCGAGAGUAUCAGGAACUGGCGGGGGGGGGUGGGGGGGGGUGUUUGAAGGCCUGAGGCAAUUCCUGUAUUGUGUCAAUAUUUAAACCUCUUUCUGGGGGACAACCACUCCAGGUAGAAGUUGACCAAGAGGUCAGCAGACAACAGGUGGAGAAUGAAGUCAAGCUGGUUAGAUACGUUAAAAUAAGACAAUGUAGAGGGGAUUCACAAUGUUUUUGUGCCUGAUAUUGAAGAGAAUAUUUCACUGGUUGCAAGGGCUAGUCAGCGAGAGUAUCAGGAACUGGCGGGGGGGGGUGGGGGGGGGGUGUUUGAAGGCCUGAGGCAAUUCCUGUAUUGUGUCAAUAUUUAAACCUCUUUCUGGGGGACAACCACUCCAGGUAGAAGUUGACCAAGAGGUCAGCAGACAACAGGUUGAGAAUGAAGUCAAGCUGGUUAGAUACGUUAAAAUAAGACCGCAGGAUUAUUUCAUGAAUUUCAAAGGAGCCCAGUCAGUUAUAAAUAUCAUCAGGGGGUAUUUGCUACAAAAUUUACUUGAGUUCUGCUCUUUUCCUUAGUCAAAUCCACUGUCAUUCUCUCUAUGGCUCCGCCAGUCAGUCAGAAAUCGGUUUUAACUCCAAAAAACAUGGUUCUUGACAGGUUCUUGAAAAUAAAUUUGACUCUUAAAAUUUUUUUUAUUGUCAUGCUGCUGAUAUUUAGCUCUUUUGACUAAUGAUUUUGCCGACCACUGCCCUAUUUCCCCCCCACCCCCGCAAAACUGUCCAUUUGGUUUAGCUACCGGGUAUUGAAAGAGAUAGGUAUUUAUUUAUUAUUUUUUAGUCUCAUUGGCAUCAGUGCUAUAUAUUUAACAAAAUUUAAUAUACUUCACUUACCAGCAAAUACAUAAAUUAAUAAUUUCAUCACUUCGUGUUACUGACCAACGGUCACUCUCUUCUUAUGUGCCUACUCAGCCUACAAACUAUUUUAAAUAUUUCUAACGACACCGUAUCCAUAUUGUAUGCGCGUAACUCUUGUUGUUAAAUUGUUUGCAGUUGUUCCCCAAAGCAGAUGCCAUGGUCCUCGAGCUUUAUGUAGCCGGCUCGCUUCUCGCCAUCUCAUGCUUUGUUCUCAAAACACCCCAUCAAUAAUAUUUACUUAUCUCAUCCCUCACUUCAUCGAGUGUAUUUCUCACACAUCUCUUUUCGGUGCCCAGCCCCCCCCCCCUGGGGCCCCCUGGGCAUCUUGUCCCGCCCCUCUCGUUAUCUUUAUUUAAUUCUUAAUAACUAUAGAAACAUGUGUUAAAGCUAUUCAUCUAUUAAGGCUCGGGUGGAAAUUAGAAAUACAGUUUUUAGAAAAACAACUUUUUAACGGCUAUCAUUAAAUGGUAGCUCUUAAUAGCGUCCUCACUCAUUGGCUGAUCGUCCUCACGCAUUGGCUGAUUGUCCUCACGCAUUGGCUGAUCAUCCUCACGCAUUGGCUGAUCGUCCUCACGCAUUGGCUGAUCAUCCUCACGCAUUGGCUGAUCGCCCUCACGCAUUGGCUGAUGGCACAUUAAGUUUUGUUAUGAGGUUUAAAGUUAUUUUUAUCUUUUUAUAUGGUGAAUAAAUAUGGAAACUGUCCCUGUUGCAAUGGGAAAACUUAAUCCAAAGGUCCACCAAGCUUAAAGGUUUGGGAAACACUGCUCUGCUGUACCAGGGAAAGGUAGUUGGUAGACAUUUACCUAGGAAAAAUUUGUUUGGCGGGGUAUUCUGCUGUACAGCGUAAAGUAGUCGCUGAAUUACUUGGUACAAAUGAGUGCCUACCAACUAUAUUUACUUGGUACAAUAUAAUACCCGCUGACUACACCGUAAAGUAGUCAGUAGUCGGCGGGUAUGCAGGGUAAAUUAGUCGGCGGGUAUUAUAUUGUACCAAGUGAAUAUAGUUGGUAGGCACUCAUUUGUACCAAGUAAUUUAGUCGGCAGUUAUUGUACCAAGUCAAUGAAGUUGGUAGGCAUUCACUUGUACCAAGUAAGUUCAAUUGGCAGGUAUUCCAAGGUACCAAAAAAUGUAUUUGGCAGGCAUUCUUGUGCACUGUGAUCCCAGUCUGGCAUUCCCCCCACUUGAUGGUAACAUAUCAAUCAGAAACUCAUUUUCACAUCUCACUUUUCCCCCAUCUCGGUCUGUCAUAGUUCUGGUGCAGGUAUGCUGCCUUUGUCUAGGAAGAGAAAAGGUAGGUGGGGGGGGGGGGUAAGGUAUACGAGCCAGAAUAACUAGACUUGAAGGUAGACAUUGUAUAAUGGUAACAUAUCAAUCAGAAACUCAUUUUCACAUCUCACUUUUCCCCCAUCUCGGUCUGUCAUAGUUCUGGUGCAGGUAUGCUGCCUUUGUCUAGGAAGAGAAAAGGUAGGUGGGGGGGGGGUAAGGUAUACGAGCCAGAAUAACUAGACUUGAAGGUAGACAUUGUAUAGCUCUGGCCUACUUGUAUCUCAUGGAACUGACGUGCAGCUUAAAUAGGAACCUCAGGCUCGCCAUUUCACUCUAGAAGCUUCCACCCCAUACCCCAGCCGCGUAUAUUCUAAGACUGUGUUGUAUUUUUGUUGCAAAAUGUUAUCAUAUUUGCUUGAUUUAUAUGAUUUAAAACAUUCAUUAUGUGGCAUAUGGUUUAGUGCUCUUUAGUAAUACAGAUGCCAUUAGUCGCGUGCAUAUUUUUUUUUUAAAGAAGUUAAUCAUAGCUAAGGAUGAGGCUGGCUCGACCCAAAUAAAAUGCACUCCAAUAUUUCAAACGGCUUUGAUUGGUCAGAGCUUCCCUGACGUCAUAGGCCCUUCACCAUCUCAUGUCUUGUCCUCAAAACACCCCAUAAAUAAUCUUUACUUCAUAUUAUCCCUCACUUCGUCAGUGUAUUUCCCCCACACGUCUCUCUUCGGGUGCCUCUUACCCCACCCCCUCCCCGAUCCCCCGGGGCAUCUUUUCCCGCCCUCUCGUUAUCUUCAUUUAAUUCUUUAUAAUUAUAUAAUCAAGUGUUAUAGCUAUUAAUCUAUUGAGAACAAUUGGAGCGGACAGCACCAUCUGCAGUUUGUUUAGAUAACACGAACUCGGAGCUCGUCCGAAUGUCUGAAACAAGGAAUUGCGUUGCAGAUGUAGUUGUAGAGAAAAAAAAAUAUGAGCAAAUUUCUUCAGGCUAUCUAGCGAGGGGAAUUCAAUUUGGGUUGGUUGCAGGGCGCAAGUUGGUGGUUGUUUUCUGAUCUUGUCACCUCACCACUUGACGUGGUGCAUGGAUGAUACCGAUCGGUUGUUGAUGCGGUUACAAUAAUUAGUAAUAGAAGUACAAGCUGGGGAUGGGGCGGGGGAGAUGGGAGCGGUGGUGUUGUUGUUGUUUUUUUCUUCUCGUCGGGCCUGUAUCCCAACCGUAGCGUGCUGCGUCAACAAACCUGGGUAAAUGUUGACUGCGUUGCUUACAUGCCACGUUCUCCAAUCUACAAAUAGGCAGGGGAUGGCUCGGGAAACCGAUAGCCCUUGGAUCAUCCAGCCAGGCCACCGCCGUGAGUCUCAUCAAUUAGAAACAUGGGGGGAUAACUUAAACACUUUGAAAAUCGGCGUGAUGGAGAAAUCGCUGCUGUGCCUUUUUACGUGUUUUUAGAGAGCUCAGCUUGUGCCUUUUCAUGUACAGUCGCGCAAUGUACGGGCCCUCCGGUAGUAGAGCAAUGUACGGGCCCUCCGGUAGUAGAGCAAUGUACGGCCCUCCGGUAGUAGAGCAAUGUACGGCCCUCUGGUAGUAGAGCAAUGUACGGCUCUCUGGUAGUAGAGCAAUGUACGGCCCUGCAAUAGAGCAAUUUAUGGCCCUGCAGUAGAGCAAUGUACGGCCCUCUGGUAGUAGAGGAUUGUACGACCCUGCAGUAGAGCAAUUUAUGGCCCUAGAGCAAUGUAUGGCCCUGUGGUAGUAGAGCAAUGUACGACCCUCUGGUAGUAGAGCAAUAUGCGACCCUCUGGUAGUAGAGCAAUAUGCGACCCUCUGGUAGUAGAGCAAUGUACGACCCUCUGGUAGUAGAGCCAUGUACGACCCUGCAGUAGAGCAAUGUAUGCACCUCUGGUAUUAGAGCAAUGUAGGCCCCACUGAUAGUAGAGCAAUGUACGACCCUGCAGUAGAGCAAUGUACGACCCUGCAGUAGAGCAAUGUAUGGCCCUCUGGUAGUAGAGCAAUGUACGCCCCUCUGGUAGUAGAGCAAUGUACGACCCUGCAGUAGAGCAAUGUAUGGCCCUCUGGUAGUAGAGCAAUGUACGGCCCUCUGGUAGUAGAGCAAUGUACGGCCCUGCAGUAGAGCAAUGUAUGGCCCUCUGGUAGUAGAGCAAUGUACGGCCCUCUGGUAGUAGAGCAAUGUACGGCCCUGCCAAGCCGUGUUCACAAUAAUAACCUAAUACUAAACAAGUAUUUACAUGCUUAUUUACGAACCGAACUCGGGGUCAAUUUUUGCAGAUCAUCUCCCACGACGUUUAACAAUACCUAGCUAGCUAUAUACCCCACCAAACUAUGAACUUCUCAUUUACUAGAGUUACUUGACAAAACAUGCAUUCUGGAAACGCAAUUUAUAAGAUUCCCAAUUUGUGCUUUAAACCCCCCCCCCUCCCCAUCUGUACGCCCCCGCCCCGGACUACAAUUCUUGAAACGCAAUUUAUAAGAUUCCCAAUUUGUGCUUUAAACCCCCCCCCCCUCCCCAUCUGUACGCCCCCGCCCCGGACUACAUUAAUGAUAAUAUAGUGUUCCACCCCCUUUUACAUCGCUUAAUUAUUACAUCAGUAGCUAUAGCACGCCAAACAAUGGAGGCGGCAAUGCUGGAACUUCCCAGCUGCUAGAGCUAUUUGACAAAACAUGUAUUCAUGCAACGCACUUUAUAAGAAUCCCAAUUAGUGCUCUCUCUCUCUCUCUCUCUCUCUCUCUCUCUCUCCCGCUCUCCCUCCCUCCCGCGUUCGCAACGGCACACUUUUUCACGCCCCUGAACUAUAUUAAUAUUAAUUGUUAAAUAUUACGCAACAAACGCACUUGCGGUAUUUUAAAGAAUCCCCUUUAGUGCAGUUAUCUGGAAUUUUAUUUAGGUACAUGGGCGCCGCCAUAUGGUAGGUAGUGUUAGUGGCAUUAGCACAUAGACAAUUAUGGAUUGUCAUUAUUUAAAAAAAAAAAAAAACAAGAAUAUUACAAACUCAUGCGUCACGCCAAGAAAAUAAGAAUUUCCGCGCGACCCUCAAAGGUUGCUCACCCUUGAUUUACAUGUUGCUGCAGACCGGGCCUGCACAACAUACGGGCUGCAUGCGGCCCGCGAAGUCGCGAAAUAUUUUUUAUUCUAAUUUUUUUCUUAAUAGCCCUCCCCCCCCCCCCCUGUCCUCUUAUCUUUUGGCCCGCACAAGUUUUUCAUAAAGUAUUACGGCCCGCCGUACAUUUUGAGUGGUGCAGGUCUUCUGGAGACCAUGGAUAUGCGGCCUUUUUUUUUUGAUAGAGUAGCCAUUUUUUAUAAAUUAUAUUUUCUCAAAAUAUUUUGGUACGUUUCAUUGUUUCAACGGCAUUAUUAUAAAUUUAAAAAAAAAUCAAAUGCCGCGCUCAUGUAAGUAUUCCUGAGCUGCAGGUUGUCGUACGGUCUGGAGUCCACGGUCAACAAUUAACUACUCCCUCAAAGAUACAUGUAACAUUCAACAUUGCAUUCGUUAAACCAUUUUUUUUUUAAACAUGACCAAAGUAACAAUAAAAGAUAGCAUAGCUUAAUAUAUAUAUAUUAUGAUGUCAAUGUGUACAUCGGGAGAAAAGAAAUACAGAACUAACUGUCAGCUACUUUGUGAGGCAUCCUAGAGGCGUGUCAUGACUUACAGACAACCAAUCCAUGCUCUCUACAGUAGGAAUUCCCCACACACAAAAAAAAAGAUGGUUGGGGGGAGGGGGGUGUUGAUACCGCCUUGAGAAUAAGGACGCGUACGCAGGCCUGGGAGUAGGUAAAUUGUUGAAAGGAGAAACCCAAAGUGCUAAAAAUGCAGGUGAGAUUUCUGUGAGAUGCUGACAAUGAGUCGCUGGCCCUCGUAUUCCGAAAUGACAUCCACGUGAUACGAUGCCAGGAGUUGUUCUCGCCCCCCGCCCAUGUCCCCCACCCCGGCACCGCUAUCGUGUUUCCCCUCUUUGUUUCUGUCCACGGUCUCCACUUACGGCAUCCCCAGCUCAACCGCACUUCAUUAACACCAGGCAGGGCUGCCACUCAAUUUCUUUAAAAUUCCCAAGAUUUGGUCAAAAUAUUUCCCAAGAUUUCUCAAGAUCAUGAUUACUAUAUGAGUUGUUUUUUUUUUUAAAAAGGGAAAUUAUCUUUGGAAUUUCUUUUUAAAAAGUGAGUUUUUGUCCUGGUUGGGGUAGUGAAUUCCCAAGAUCUUGUGAAAUUUCCCAAGGUGUGGCAGCCCUGACACCAGGGGAUUUGCGUUUUCGUUACCAUCGCCCGGCCGGUGGACUCGGGGAGCUUCGGAGAUCUUCGCGGUGAUGGCUUUCUGACCGUGACGUUAGGCUCUCAUUUAUUUUGAUUUCAACUGAUGAGUUAGUUUAUUGAUGUCUCAAUAUGAGCAGAAGCGCAGUAAGCCGUUGUUUUGAUUCGUAAAGAAAGAAUGAAUCGAUUGGUAACCACCGUCAGUAAAGCUAUCGUCAUUCACAUCCUAUCAUUUCUGUGUGUCUUCAAGCUGUCUGUGGCUUACUGCACACACAAAAACUCACUUUAUACUUUGUGAAACUCCAAUAUGAAGAUUAUGUAUUGGAAGAGAAAUGUGUACCUUUUUUUUUAUUAUGUUACCGCAUGAGGUGGGUUCACUUACUGUAAAGUCUCACAUAGUCAAACUGAACUAGACUUUCCUUUUUUUUAAGUGUGCUUUCUGUCUUUUUUUUUUUCUUCUUCUUUUUUUGUUCGGGGAGGGUUGUUUGGCUGUUAAGUGAUUAUUUAUCAUGGAACUUCGCAACAGUUGUUGCCAUUGAAAGGGGGAAGAGGGGGAUAACAGAGGGGUGACCGAAGGAAGUCAGUGCAAAUUGGUGGCUUCGUUUAUUCAAAUGUUGGAUUUCCCGUUUACCCCACCACCCCCAGCCUCCACACCCAAAAAGUAUUAACACAUACAUAUGCAUGCACACACACACACGUUAUAGUUUAAUUUAAUUAAACAUAUGGCAUCUUCUUUAUUCUAAUACUAAUAUUAAUACGUGUAUUUAUUGACGUGUGGGAAGUGGGGGAUAGUUGAACUCUUUUUUUUUUUCUUUCUCCGAGUUGGUGUCAUCAAAAUCACAGGGUAAGUGCUGCGGCCUCUGGUCUGAAUAUAAAAGAUUGCCGCUUGCGGAGUUGCUAAAGGUUAUAACAGCAAUGAACAGGACGGAAGCCUCUGUGCCAGUAAUUCGUCGCGUCUUCGGGGAUAUUAGGCUAAAUGUCAUCCAUCUUGUUUUCUUACAGCAUAUCAGGCGUGUGUGGCCUUCAUCUUACUACCUACCCAUGUGCGUGCAAUGGUUUAUUUCAUUGAAUCCCGAAUCCCCCCCCCCCCCGACACCUUUAGGUCGUUGGUCAUAUUUUUGUUGAUCCGUCUUAUAGUCUGAAACUCCGCCCCCCUCUAAGCUUCGCCGGGCUCUCUGUCCACCGUAGCGUUUAAAGAAAAUACAUAUCGAAAAAUCCAUCUUGUUUUCUUUCAGCAUAUCAGGCGUGUGUGGCCUUUAUCUUACUACCUACCCUUGUGCGUGCAAUGGUUUAUUUCAUUGAAUCCCGAAUCCCCCCCCCCCCCGACACCUUUAGGUCGUUGGUCAUAUUUUUGUUGAUCCGUCUUAUAGUCUGUAACUCCGCCCCCCUCUAAGCUUCGCCGGGCUCUCUGUCCACCGUAGCGUUUAAAGAAAAUACAUAUCGAAAAGAAAGACAUAUUUUUAAAAUGUAAAAGUUUUACCCCCUUACCGAUUACUAACCGACGCGUGUUGAUGCAGGUCUGACUUUCUUGGGUCACUAUCAGAGCACCAAACGUUACGGUCAUUUACAGGGCGAUACUGACAAACAAAAUCGUAUAACAACAUUCGGGGGGGGGGGGGGGGUGUUAAGAUAUGUCCAUAUUCAAGUUCGUUUGUGACAUAUGUGCCGUGUUUUGUACAAGUCAGAUCUGGUAGCAGUGGCUGUGAGAUUCUAGUGACUAAAACUCAGUAUGAUGGCUCAACGUAAUAGCGCCAUACCUACUUCAAAGUUGCCCAUUUUGUAAAAACAACAUGCAAAAAGUGACUAGUAGAAUAAUGCAGCUUAAGUUAUUGGAUUGUUUUCAUAUUGUUAUUUUUAUUCUUAUUAUUAGGGGUGCAGGGGCUGAUGUUGGGGACGAAAUGUGUGACAUGCACAAGAUUUGCUGUGUGUAUUGUUUUUGUGCUCUCGCUCUCUCUCUGUCUCCCUCCCCCUCUCUCUCUCUCCCCCUCUCUCUCUCCCCCUCUCUCUCUCUCCCCCUCUCUCUCCCUCCCUCUCUCUCCCCCCUCUCUCCAGCCCUCCCUCCCCCUCUCUCUCUCCCCCUCCCUCCCUCUCUCNUCUCUCUCUCUCUCUCUCCCUCAUUAAGUUAUCAGAGCAUGUUUUAAAAAACGCCAUCUUUGUUUAUUGUCCUUCCAGGGCGGAGAUGCCAAAUCGGUCAAGAGCAGUUCCAGUGGACCAGCUCCCCCUGCGGGUGGUGCACCCCCACCCCCUCCUCCACCAGGCCCUCCCCCGCCACCUGACAUGAGCGGCGCCAGUAAAGAUGAUGAAGGGACGGCUGCUAAAGCUGCCUUAUUUGCUCAGCUCAAUAAAGGAGAGGAUGUCACAAAAGGUCGCUCAUUGGAUAAUUAUUUUUAAAAUUGCAUAUGAGUUUAGGUUAUUUUUUUAAUAUCUAUCUAUAAUACAUUGAAACGUUGUCUUGACAUAAUUUCAUGCACGGGAUGAAUGGGGCAGCUUUCUUUGGUUUAAUUUAUCCGCUAUAUUUCUUUAUUGUCUUUAAUUAUUUUCUUUAAGGUUUGCGCAAGGUGACCGAUGACAUGAAAACCCACAAGAAUCCCACCUUGCGCCAAGGUCCAGCUCCGUUUAAGCCCACCCCAGGGGUCAAGCCACAAACUUCCCCUAAGCCAACUCCUAAAUCACUGGCGGCGCCAGCCAAACCACCACUCAUUGAAUUACAAGACAAAAAAUGGAUUGUCGUAAGUUUUGCUCGCCUUUGUACAUUUUAGCCUGAAACUGUGGACAGUUGAAACGCUAUAGCAUAAUGACACAAACAGUUUGUCCAAGUAAAAAACAUUGCUAAGCUUUUAUCAAACUGGGGAAAUGUUCUCUGAAACAUUUGGGCUGCAUGCCUUGAUCAGUGAAAUUAAACAUACAUGAGUUCAGAUUAAAUUUUACAUCAUUUACAGCCUGCUUGCUUUGUGAUUGUUUAGUUCUUUAAUGGACUUAGCCAAACUGCUAGGUUAUCAUUCCUGUCCUAUGACACAGUUUGAUUUAGGAAGAAGAAAAUAAGGAUACACAAACAAUACAUAGUUGAUAGUUGACCAUUAACACCGCAGAGAUCUGUGGAAGAUUAAGUGGUUCAGUGUCAUUGACAUUAGAGUGAUUGAAUGUGUCAUGUCAAUCCUAUUCCAGGAGUAUCACAAAGACAAUAAAAACAUAGUGAUUGACAACACGGAGCUGAAACAAUCGGUGUACAUCUUUAAAUGUGAAGGUUCUGUUGUCCAAGUGAAGGGAAAGAUCAGCUCUAUUGUAUUAGGUAGGUCAAUAAAUGGAUUUUUUGUUCAUAUUUCUGUGGCAUUCACAUAGAAAAGCAUUACAGAAGUCCUACAACAGGCUUGCUUUCUCUGCAUUUACAUGUUCUUGCUAAAAGGAAUAGCCAGAUGUGCUGGACACUAUUCACAAUCAGUUACCAAGAUUCUUAUUAGUAAAAAUAUUCUAAAAGCUUAUUGGCUAAAGAUAUUUAUUUUCAAGAGGAUAUUUCUGACCUGCUUACUCUUACAAUUUUAGCGUGCAAUGUACGAUUUUGAGGUGUGCACAUUAUAUAUACUAUAUGUUUAUUUUUUUACUAUUAAGAUUAUGUAUUGAACGAUUUUGUGAUGAUAUUGUACGAUUUUAAGAGUUUGAGGGUAAAUAGAUCUGAUAUCUGAAUGUUUUUAUGAAACAGUUCGUCCAUGAAGAUGAGUUCAUCGUAACAAUGGGAAAGACCUAAUGUACCUGCAUACAUUCCUUUAAUCAUCCACCGUAUAAUAUGUAACAAUUUUUAAAAAAAUGAUCACAGCAGAAUCUUAAAUUACCUUUAAAGAGCACCUUCUGUCCUACCAUAAUGGUCCCAUUUCCAGGCCAGGAAAUUCCAUGGUUGUUUUCCUACCACCAGGUUUAAAUGGUUGGCUAAAAUACUAACAUAAUAGAAAUAAUUUAACCCCCUAAAAAAUGAAGCCAACUGGGUGGAAAGCUAGUGGAGACGCCGACCCUGAAGCAAUCCAGUUGCUCAGCAUAGAAGGUAGAACAUCAGUACCUGGAAUGUACAAAAUAUAAAAUAAAUGUUAAAUUUAUUUGGAACACUACAACUGCUAUCUUGUUGGCAAGAAAUUUAAGUACAGCAUCUCAUUGCAUUAUCUAUCCUUUAAAAAUUAUGUACUUAAAAACACUAGCCAAGUGGCCCAUUAGCUACAGUAAUAAAUUUUGUCUGGUGGUUUAAAUUAAGGUCAAAUAUUAUUCUCAGAUUCUUGCAAGAAAACAGCUAUUGUGUUUGAUGAUCUUGUUUCUUCAAUUGAAUUCGUCAACUGCCAGAGCGUGCAAGCUCAGGUGAGUACAGCACAGAAGAUAGUUUUAUUAUAUUAUGUGUAUAUAAACCCAGAUAGUUUAAUAACAGGAAAUUAUUUCCUAAAUUCUUUUAUUAUAUUAAAUGAGAUUUUAAAGGGCAAUCUAAAUGUACUUAAGGAUAAAAUAGUCACUGUCUCAUUGGGCAAUCAUUAAUUUCAUUGAGUUUAAUCAUCUAUUUUCCCACCCAGGUGACUGGUAAGGUGCCCACAUUAAGUAUUGAUAAAACCGAUGGCUGUCUUGUAUAUCUAAGCCCUAGUUCACUUGAGGUUGAAAUAGUAACAGCCAAGUCUUCAGAGAUGAACAUUUUGGUGCCACAGGCAGAUGGAGACUAUGUAAGUCAACAUUCACUUAAUUCUUUUCUUUUUAAGGCAUUUUUAUAGGUCAGAGAAAGCUUCCAGAAGAAAACAGCAAUAUUUGUCAAUACAGUAUUACAUACGAGCUACUUCUCCAUAAGAUUCCCAAUUUGGUAAUACAGUUUCAUUAAUAUUAAUUGUGUUGAAGUUGUCAUGGCGGAAUUAUUCUUCUGAUUUGCAAAUAUUAAUCAUUAACAUUAAAUGAGGUUUAGGUCUGUUCGGUUUAUAUCUGUGCGUACUUGUAACAUUGGAAUUAAAACAAUGUACAUCUGUAGCAUUGGAAUUCAAACAAUUUACAUCUACGGCAUUGGACAUAAACAUAAUAUGUACAGAUGGAAUAGUGAUAAAUAUAAUAUGUACAGAUGGAAUAGUGAUAAACAUAAUAUGUACAGAUGGAAUAGUGAUAAACAUAAUAUGUACAGAUGGAAUAGUGAUAAACAUAAUAUGUACAGAUGGAAUAGUGAUAAACAUAAUAUGUACAGAUGGAAUAGUGAUAAACAUAAUAUGUACAGAUGGAAUAGUGAUAAACAUAAUAUGUACAGAUGGAAUAGUGAUAAACAUAAUAUGUACAGAUGGAAUAGUGAUAAACAUAAUAUGUACAGAUGGAAUAGUGAUAAACAUAAUAUGUACAGAUGGAAUAGUGAUAAACAUAAUAUGUACAGAUGGAAUAGUGAUAAACAUAAUAUGUACAGAUUGAAUAUUGAACAUCAGCAAAUCAUAUGUUAUAAGAUUUGAUAUCACCUAAUAAUGCUUACAUCCUUCCUUCAAUAGAAAGAGUUUGCCCUGCCAGAACAGUACAAGACCAAAUAUGAUGGCAAGACAAUGGUGACUACUAUUUCAGACAGUAUUUAGCUAGCAAUGGGCAUUUAUAAGUCUACCUUAACCUUAUAAUGAAAUGCAUACUUUUUGUUCAUGUUAUCAAUAGGUAUACUUUUGUUCAUUUAAUCAUUUGGUAUAUUUUUUUUUGAAUAUUGAAAACUAGGUCUAUCUCAGUUUGAAAUUAACAAAUAACUCUAUUUGCUAAAUGAAUUUAUGUUUAAUUUGCCAUCUAAUAAUGUAACCGUACUAUGUUAUAAUUUCACAUGUUGGUGUUCAAUGUUGGUUUCUAACAUACUAGUAACUGCUUCCAUCACAAACAUUUAGACAAACAUUAGCGGUGGAAAGAUUAUUGUAUUUAAUCUUCUCUCUCUGUGCUAUUAUUUAUACUAUCCUCACUUCACACACAACUUAUCAAUCAUUGGUCAACGUUGCUGUGAGGUUUGAUUGUACCGUAUUCAAAUACAUAGUUCUAUUUAUUGGAUACAUUUUUAUCUCAAAAAUUUUUUUUUUUUUUCUGCGUCAGGUGUGGUAAAACAUUUUGCAUACAAUUGAGAGAAGCAUGUAAAAUGCAAUGAGUUUUAGUAAUUCAUACUAACUUAAUCAAAGUUGUAUUGCCCACUCCAGGCCUCUACGAAUGAUUAGAGAAGCCAUUGUAAUAACUGCUGUAAAGUGAAGCAAUAAUUUGAGUCAUUGCAAUAGGUCAAAGCAUUUAUUUCAACAUACUGGAUUACAUAUAAGAUGUAAUUGUAUUACUGGUACAUCUUGUCUUAUUCAGCUCAAGUUGUAGAGGAUACUGGAAAGAUAAUGUUCUAAAAGAUAAUGUUCUAACUUUUAUUACCUAAAUGAUAUAUUUUGGCAGUGAUUGCACCCAUAAAUUGGUAGAUAAUUGCCUAUUGUGACUUCUGACCAAUUUUAUAUUUAGUUUUGUUCAGGUUGUUUAAAAUUCUCAUUUCCCUUGCUUCAACACUCUUCAGUUACAUUUCCUAAAGAAUUUUCAAAAUUAUCUGGAAAAUAUUGUUCUUUUUAGAUAUUUUGCAAGUCUUUUUUUAUGGUAAAUUUCAUUUGAUCUGACAGUAGAAGAGGGGAGGGGGGGGGGGAGAUGCUUUGCCCAUCAAUCAUUUUGUUGACACUAGGAUGAUAUUUAAGAGUCAAAUUUUGGGAAACAGAGACUCGGGUGCAAUGUGCAAGGGCCAGAUUUGGUCAUCAGUGGAAACUCUUAUGUUUUCUCCACCCAUUUAUAAAAUUGUUCUUUUUAGAUAUUUUGCAAGUCUUUUUUUAUGGUAAAUUUCAUUUGAUCUGACAGUAGAAGAGGGGAGGGGGGGGGGGAGAUGCUUUGCCCAUCAAUCAUUUUGCUGACACUAGGAUGAUAUUUAAGAGUCAAAUUUUGGGAAACAGAGACUCGGGUGCAAUGUGCAAGGGUCAGAUUUGGUCAUCAGUGGAAACUCUUAUUGUUUCUCCACCCAUUUAUAAUAAUAAUCAUUUAUCUGACUCCUUUGAACCUAAGCAGUAGCUCCAUUACUCUGGUAGUCAAGGUACAACAUAACUGAUCAGGGACUGGUGAUCAGCUCAUGUAUCUACCUAUUUACUUAUUGGUGCAACACAAUUGUGGAUUCAGAGUUGUUGCACAUGUUGGCAUUUGAUCAGACUGCAGUUCCCUGUGUUUAUCUUAGUACUCAUGUUAAUGUACUGCCUGUGUACACAAAAGUACAACUAAAAGUAUAAAGUAUGAACAAGAGCAAACUAACAUGACCUCCUCACCAGUGGUAAGCAGAACAUAUAGA